CGGGGAGUCGUUCUGACCUCAGGGCCGGGGCGCCAGCGGCCAGCGGGGCAGGUGCACGCUGACGCAGAGGGAGCGGCCGUGUGUCCCCUGGGCAAACACCGGCUGCUCCCAGGCGGCUGUGAGGAGAGCCAGGUGCAGCCUGGCACCUGCGUCCCCGGUCCGGCUGGGAAGUGACUCCCGCCCGCGGGUGUCGGCGGGUGUUGGCCCCUCUGGGGUGCGAGUGGGAGCCGGGCCAGGACUGCAGCGGCACCAGGGUUAGCGGGGCGCCUGUCAGACGCCCGGGGGAGAAGGGCCAGGGCCCUCUUGUCCCGACUCCGGGCCUCCCCCACCGUCGGACCCCCACGCAGCCCCGUGCGGUGCCCGCCCACCGCCGAUGGAGACCGGGGCGAUGGUGCAGUAAGGACCGCGGGCGGGCAGGCCGCAGCCAAGGAUGGACGGGGACGAGGAGUUCUUUGACGCCGUCACAGGCUUCGACUCUGACAGCUCUUCCGGGGAGCUCUCGGAGGCCGGUCAGAGGGCCCCUGGCCCGGCUGACGCGGACGCCGGCAAGAGUAACGGCGUCGGCCAAGACGAGGAGAGGCCCCCUCAGGAGAAUGGGGUUCAAAAGCACAGGACGCGCCUGCCGGCCCCGGCCUUCACCAGGAGCGACUUCAGCCUGUGGGGGAUCCUGAAGAAGUGCGUCGGCCUGGAGCUGUCCAAGAUCACGAUGCCCGUGGCCUUCAACGAGCCCCUGAGCUUCCUGCAGCGGCUCACCGAGUACAUGGAGCACACGGCCCUGGUGCGCCGCGCCGCCCGCCAGCCCCGGGCCCUGGAGCGCAUGCAGUGCGUGGCUGCCUUCGCGGUGUCGGCGGUGGCCUCCCAGUGGGAGCGGACCGGCAAGCCCUUCAACCCGCUGCUGGGAGAGACUUACGAGCUGAUCAGGGAGGACCUGGGGUUCCGCUUCAUAUCGGAGCAGGUGAGCCACCACCCGCCCAUCAGCGCGUUCCACGCCGAGGGCCUGCGCCAGGACUUCCGGUUCCACGGCUCCAUCUACCCGAAGCUCAAGUUCUGGGGGAAGAGCGUGGAGGCGGAGCCGCGGGGCACCAUCACGCUGGAGCUGCUCAGGCAGGAGGAGGCCUACACCUGGACCAACCCCACCUGCUGCGUGCACAACAUCAUCAUCGGGAAGCUGUGGAUAGAGCAGUACGGGACGGUGGAGAUCCUCAACCACAGGACCGGGGACAGGUGCGUGCUCCACUUCAAGCCGUGCGGGCUGUUUGGGAAGGAGCUGCACAGAGUGGAGGGCUACAUCCAGGACAAGAACAAGAAGAAGCUGUUCGUCAUCUACGGCAAGUGGACCGAGUGUCUGUGGGGCGUGGAGCCCGAGGCCUACGAGUCCUUCAGGAGGCAGGGGCGGCGGGCCGAGCCCCCCGGAGCCGCUCAGCUGGACAGCCGCGCGGAGCGCGCUGACGGGGACGCCGGGGACGCCGGGGACGCCGUGCCUGAGGCUCCGGAAACGGUGCAGGUCAUUCCCGGCAGCAAGCUGCUCUGGAGGGUCAACAGCCGGCCCCCCAACUCUGCGCAGAUGUACAACUUCACCAGCUUCACCGUGACCCUCAACGAGCUGCAACCGGGCAUGGAGAGGAUGCUGGCGCCCACCGACUGCCGCCUGCGCCCCGACAUCCGGAGCAUGGAGAACGGCGACAUGGACCUGGCCAGCCAGGAGAAGGAGCGGCUGGAGGAGAAGCAGAGGGAGGCCCGGCGGGAGCACGACAAGGGGGACACCGAGUGGCAGACGAGGUGGUUCCGCCGGGGCAGGAACCCGCACACGGGCGCCCCCGACUGGCUGUACGCGGGCGGCUACUUCGAGCGGGACUUCUCCGGCUGCCCGGACAUCUACUGAGCACCAGGGGUGCCCGGGGCCCGGACGCUGCUGGGCCGCGCUCCACCCGGGGCUCCCCCACGCUCCGGCGUGCAGAGCCGGCCUUCCUCAGGACCGCGUUCGGGGAGAGGGGCGGCCCUGGCCGGCGCCCCACCCCGGUCACCUCUGACCGCCACCCCGUCGCGCUGGCGCGGCCCCUCCAUAAAGCUCCCCGUGGGGCGGCUGUGCUCCCAUCGAGGUCUGGGAAGGAAGGUCCUUGCACGCCCUGCGGGACGGCGUCCGCGGGGCGUGGCGGCCGGCAGCGCCCCUGGCGGGCCUGUCUCUAGAGGAAGGAGCAGGAAGGAGGGGCCGGGGCCUCCGAGAGGCGGCGUCCCCGUGUCUGGGGCCCCGAGAGCUGGACUCGGCCCCGCGGGGAGCCCCUCCGGGCCGGGGCGAGGCUUCCGGGCGUCAGAGCGGGGAAGUGAGUAGCUGUCAGACUCCGUAUUUUUCGCCAGUCUUCAAUGAUGUAAGGACGACUUUUAAAAUUCUUAAGUUAAAAGUUCUCGACUAGGAUCUGCUGAAGGCAAGACAUGCAUUAGUCGCCAACUGUGUACAUCCACAAAAAGGCGUCUUCACGGCCCCCGGGGGGCGGCACUGCUGGCCUCCAACGAGUCUUGGAUGGACCGCUCCCGGCCACGCCCCCCCCCCCCGGGGCCGCAUCCUGCAGGCCACGCCCCCAUCCCCAAGCGGGAGCCAUUCCAGAGCACGCGUGGUGUGGGCCCACAGCGCCAAAUCCUGGUUUUCCCGCCUGUGUGUCUGACACGCGGGCACUGGGGGCCAGGGCAGAGGCUCCGUCCAGGUGCCAGGGGCCCCAGGCGGCGCCCGUCCGGCCCGGUGGCCACUGUCUUCUGAGGGAGCUCAGCCUGGGUCACGGCCCCGCGCUCCGACGGGAGACAGCCCGCUGCACGUGGCGCAUAGGCAGGCAGGCACACACACACGAGCACACAGGCGCACGCAGCACACACCUGUGCACACACACACGGCGCCCCCAUGCACGCAUGAGCACACGGCACACACACAAGCCGUGUGCGUGUGCACAUACCUGUCCCCACACACACUGGUGAGAGUGGCGGGCUCCCGGGGAGGGUGUCGCCGCUGUGUCCGGUUGGAAUCACAUCUGUAAUUAAAACACGAUUGGCAGCGAA
Messenger RNA from Phyllostomus hastatus (greater spear-nosed bat), 3045 nucleotides. It is a transcript of the gene OSBPL2, whose product is annotated as oxysterol binding protein like 2. The record is from RefSeq and is a predicted model, not a curated record. Gene Ontology annotation, cellular component: intracellular membrane-bounded organelle; cytosol; membrane. Bases 431 to 1882 code for a protein of 483 amino acids. Gene Ontology annotation, molecular function: cholesterol binding. Lineage: Eukaryota; Metazoa; Chordata; Mammalia; Chiroptera; Phyllostomidae. The transcript has 14 exons.